Sinocyclocheilus anshuiensis is the source of this 436-nucleotide messenger RNA. RefSeq names its product transaldolase-like. NCBI's taxonomy places the organism in Eukaryota, Metazoa, Chordata, Actinopteri, Cypriniformes, Cyprinidae. The coding region runs from base 23 to 412 and encodes 129 amino acids. The record is from RefSeq and is a predicted model, not a curated record. The transcript is spliced from 2 exons. Gene Ontology annotation, biological process: carbohydrate metabolic process; pentose-phosphate shunt, non-oxidative branch. Gene Ontology annotation, molecular function: transaldolase activity. Gene Ontology annotation, cellular component: intracellular anatomical structure.
GAGAGAUGUGUCCUGCUGACAGAUGUGGUGUGAUUCCAGGCUGUCCUUUGAUAAAGAGGCGAUGGUGUCUCGCGCCCGGAGGCUCAUCUCUCUCUAUGAGGAGGCAGGAGUCCGUAAGGAGUACAUCCUCAUCAAACUCUCCUCCACGUGGGAGGGCAUUCAGGCCGGACAAGAGUUGGAGGAGAAGGACGAGAUCCACUGCAACAUGACUCUGCUGUUCUCGUUCGCUCAGGCCAUCGCGUGUGCUGAGGCUCGCAUCACCCUCAUCUCGCCCUUCGUGGGGCAUAUCCUGGACUGGUACAAAGAAAACACAGACAGCAAAAACUACGAGCCACAUGAGGAUCCAGGCAUGUUCUCAUAUCCUGGACUGGUACAAAGAAAACACAGACAGCAAAAACUACGAGCCCCAUGAGGAUCCAGGCAUGUUCUCUGAGAG